GCUCUUGGAGCCGAGGUGCCGACCUGCCGGGGCUCGAUUCCGAUGCGCAACUUCAAGAGUCCAGCAUCAUCGACCUCAAAUCUCGCAACCCACGAUACCACGCCUGGUUCAGGAUUCGGCCUCUACCGCCGAACCACAAGAUGAUUGCCCAACGAGUAGGAACGACUGCGCUGCGCCGAGUCGCCGGCAGCCCGAAUGCAUUCUUCACCGCCAACAUAGCCCGGCUCGGGCUGGCCCAGCCGUUGUCGACCACCCAGACGAGGCCCGUAGCGACGCAAAAGCUCACCCCCACCGACGGCUCCGCGAUCCUGGCCCAGCAGCGUCUCAACCGGCCGGUGUCGCCGCACCUGGACGUGUACGACAAGCAGCAGACGUGGUUCGGCGGGUCGAUCUGGAUGCGCAUCACGGGGUCGGCGUUCAGCGGCAGCCUGUACGUGUUCGCGGCGGCCUACCUGGCGGCGCCGCUGGCCGGGUGGCACCUGGAGAGCGCGUCGCUGGCGGCGGCGUUCGGGGCGCUGCCCUUCGCCGCCAAGGGCGCCCUCAAGUUCCUCGCCGCCUGGCCCUUCGUGUUUCAUGCCGUCAACGGUGUGCGCCAUCUGCUGUAUGAUAUGGCGGUGGGCUUUAAGCGCCAGACGAUUGCUAAGUCGGGGUGGUAUAUCUGGGGUGCGUCGAUGGUGGGGGGGUUGUGCCUUGCUUUCUUCCUGUAAGGGGUGCGGUCUAGUGGAGGUAUGAGGGCGGAAAUAAAGUACGGAGGCAGAGGAAGAGAAAGGAGUUAUGGGGAAUAGCGUGGGGCUGAGGCUCGGAGUGCUGAGAAUGUCACGAUUAUGAGCUUGGCGAAAGGGGGUGGGGGGUAGACAAGGAGGAACACCAUGUAUGGACUACACAAUCCGGAUAGGAGCUGUUUCUUUGUCAACACAAACAUACACAUAUACACGAGCAUCGUAGCGCAAGUGAUGGUAAUCGAAAUUA
This is a messenger RNA of Chaetomium fimeti, 969 nucleotides long. RefSeq lists its product as uncharacterized. Gene Ontology annotation, biological process: tricarboxylic acid cycle; mitochondrial electron transport, succinate to ubiquinone. The coding region runs from base 141 to 707 and encodes 188 amino acids. Lineage: Eukaryota; Fungi; Ascomycota; Sordariomycetes; Sordariales; Chaetomiaceae. Gene Ontology annotation, cellular component: membrane. The record is from RefSeq and is a predicted model, not a curated record. Gene Ontology annotation, molecular function: oxidoreductase activity, acting on the CH-CH group of donors; electron transfer activity. The transcript is spliced from 3 exons.